Molecule: messenger RNA, 1196 nt
Organism: Neolamprologus brichardi
Lineage: Eukaryota; Metazoa; Chordata; Actinopteri; Cichliformes; Cichlidae
Source: RefSeq, a predicted model, not a curated record
GCGGCGGGAAAGACAGCUGAUCUAGAAAGAGUUGCGGGAGAUUCGGCGCAGGUUUGGUUUCGGGCGGCCAGAGAGGAAAGAAAACGCGUUUUGCUUUGUACCGAGAAGACUUCUGUCGACUUAAUUUAAGAGGUUAAUCCAAAAUGCCCAGCACACGCUCCCAGGGACGAGCUCAGCCCACACUUCAGUUCCCUCGACGUAAAUCCUGCAGAGUUUCCUCCCGCUCCAAGAAGCCGGAGCCCCAGAAGUCCCCAGCUGUGUCACCAAUCAAGCCUGAAACUCAGGACCCGGGGCUGACGCGGAUCGGCCCCCUCUCCCCGAGACGUCCCAUUAACUUGUCCACCCCACUGUCCCCCAGACGCUACACAGACCAGCCCACUCCUCUCUCCCCAACGCGGCCAGUCGCCCUCUCGUCCCCUCUUUCACCCAGACGCACUUCAGCCCAGCCACCAGCACCGUCCUCCCCUCGUCUCCAAAGCCGGAUCCCCCUCAGCCCUCGAAAGCGCACAGGUGAUGACAAUGUCUGCAACCUUGGCACCUCCCUGCAGUGCUCACCUUCAAAACAGAGCAAGCUGAGCCUGGCCUCACCACGAAAACUCGGCUUUGAUGAGAACUCACCGGUCCAGGCUCGUCGGCUUCUUGUUCUGGAUGAGAUGGAUCAGCUGGACAGCAAAGCCCAGGAUGUCCUCUACACAAUCUUUGAAUGGCCGUACCUGCCAAAGUCUCGCCUCUGUCUCAUCGGUAUUGCAAACGCUCUGGAUCUGACUGACCGGAUCCUGCCUAGACUGCAGGCGCGUCCCCAGUGUCGCCCUCUGCUGCUGCACUUCCCUCCCUACAGCCGGGAGGAGCUCACGGCCAUUGUACAGGACAGACUUGUACAGGCGUCGGCUGAAGGGCUCCUCGACGCUUCUGCAGUUCAGUUCUGUGCCAGGAAAGUUUCAGCUGUGUCGGGAGACGCCAGGAAAGCUCUGGACAUCUGCAGGAGAGCAGUUGAGAUUGUCGAGUCUGACGAGAGGAAAAAAGCAAGCGAUCCAAAGGGUGAAAGUAAAGCGUCCCGGGUCAGCCUGCCGCAGGUUGCGAGAGUGCUGUCGGAGGUCUACGGCGACCGCAUGGCGUCUCAGAGCAGCCUGGUGGACCAGAAACGCCUGGAUUUAAACUGGAAGUCUGAUACGUUCUGGCUGCCUUUAAAAAAAUAA